AUGACUUCAGUUGAAAGAAGUAAUAAGAAAAUAAAUAAAUAUAAACUAAAAAAGAAUAGAAAAGAAAAAAGAAAUAUUUUCCCUGGUAGAAACAAAACUAUUAUUAUUAACAGAAAUAUAUUUGUACCAGGGUUGAAUAAUAUUCCAUUGGAAAGUUAA
This is a messenger RNA of Nezara viridula (southern green stink bug), 159 nucleotides long. The record is from the annotation of a GenBank genome assembly. NCBI's taxonomy places the organism in Eukaryota, Metazoa, Arthropoda, Insecta, Hemiptera, Pentatomidae.